UUGACAUCGACCACGCAUCGAUCUGUAUUAUUAGUUAUUAAAUACUUAAUGUCAAUUAAGGCUUAAUUAUUAAUUACUCUUGGUCGGCCUUGAAUCCAUUUCCUCCAGUGAUGGGAAAUGGGUCACGACCUUGAUCAGUUUUACAACACCUUUGCACUUUGGCACUUGCCACUUCUAACACGACAUAGAUUUUGAAUUCGAUAAAAAUUAAUUUAUUGAUUGUGCGUCAAUUAGAAGAAAUCGAUUUAUCGGCUUAAUUCCAUACGUUUGUGACGCGGAACAGUAUUGGAGAGGACGUGAGAAGGGAUGCCAAAGUACGAAAUGUCGUACAAAAAGGCUUCAAGAAAACGCUCUAGCUUGAAAAAAGGGGAAUCUAUCCUACCUCUAGGAUUCCAAUCCCGAUUGAACGAUCUCUUCAACCAGAUCGAGAAAGAGUUCGAAGCUCAGUAUGAGGCUCUGUAUAUGGAAAAUCUUGCUCUUCAUGAGAAGCUGGAAAAUUUAACAACAUCAGACCUGCGUGGAGAGCCUUCGAGCCUUAUUUCCAAUCCGGAAAAACAUGACGGAUUUGACGUGCCUGAUACACCGAGUGGAGGACAAAAAAGCAUCUUGGGUAAAGAUAAGGCAAAAGGUGGACUUCCAAGCCAGCAGAAGGUUGCACUACGGCUAAAACAACAGACGAGCAAGAUCGUUUCCAGUUUCAAAACUAAUAUCGUCUCUUGCAACUACGUUAAAGAAUUUGCGGGACACAAGGAUGGAAUUUGGGAUGUUACAGCGGCUCGAAUGGGGAUUGGCGUUGUUGGAACGGCUUCUGCUGAUCACAAAGCUGGAGUGUGGGCAAUUGAUUCGGGUCGGUGCCUGUUAAAAUACCAGGGACAUAAUGGGUCUGUAAAUUCCAUACGAUUUCAUCCUUCAAGAGAGUUGGCUUUGACAUCAAGCGGCGAUCACACAGCGCACAUCUGGCAGGCGUCGGUGGCGUGGGAACAAAUGAUCCAAAAAGGAGUCUCAUCCGAAGAAGAAUUCGAGUCAUCGGAAAAAGAAGAGUACGAUGACAAUGUGGAUGGUCCCGUGGGUCUCGCAACGUUGAGAACACCUUCCUCGGUUUUAAAUGGACACACAUCCGUCGUGAUUUGCGCAGACUGGCUGCCUGGAGGAGAUCAAAUAAUUACGGCUUCCUGGGACAGGAGUGCUUGCCUUUGGGAUACAUUAACGGGCGAAAGACUUCAAACAUUUUGCGGUCAUGAUCAAGAACUUAGUUACGCGUCUACUCAUCCCACACAAAAGCUAGUUGUGACUACGAGCAGAGACGCUACAUUUCGCAUGUGGGAUCUACGCAGUCAAGGCUAUUCAGUCAGCGUAUUUCAAGGCCAUACAGACAAUAUUACAAGUGCUGCAUUUACAAAGGAGGACAGACUGGUUUCGGGUUCGGACGAUAGAACUGUGAAAGUUUGGGAUAUACGAAACAUGCGAGCAUCUCUGGUCACGAUAAGACUGGACUCGGCAGUGAAUCGUAUUUCAAUCUCUAACGCUGGAUUAAUUGCCAUUCCACAGGACGAUAGACAUAUUCGCAUAUUUGAUCUCUCUGGGCAGAGACUGGCUAGACUACCACGGUCAAAUCGUCAGGGUCAUCGAAGAAUGGUUACUUCAGCUGCCUGGAUCGAAGACCAAAAGUGCAAUUUAUUCACAUGCGGGUUCGACAGAGUCGUGAUGGCUUGGCAUGUCCAGUUUACGAAAGAUAAAGACAAGGACAAAGAUAAAGAAAAGGAGCGAGAAAAGGACAAAGAUCGCGAUUGAGCCAAGAAGUAAGAGCCUAACACGGAUAAGUCAUAUAUGUAUAUAUCUACAUUAUGGAAAAUUAUAACGAAACUAUGCAGACAAAAUUUAGCAUACCAACAUAGGUGCACUCUUGCCAAAUAGAUAGACGAAUUCGAAUUUUGACUGCAUGCUCUGCUCAGAAACAUAUAUGUGGAAGAAGAGUACAUUCAAGUUCAUUCUCUUAUUGUAAUCCAUCCUACCUCUCAUCGUCGUACAUAUAUAUUUAACUGAUAUAUGUAUAUCUCUAGUCAAGUCAUUCUCAGGAGAAUAAGGAAUCCUUGUGAAGAGAAGAGGUUCAGGAACAGAACGAGAAUAUAGAACAUUGGAUCAUUUGUCCAGCCAGCAGCAUAACAUAUAAUUCAGAUUUCCUUGCCAUGUAUGUACGUAUGUAUGUGUGAAAAGUUGAGAGAGAUAUGAAGUAUUCAUGCUACUCGUUAAUUUGAGUAUUCAAUUCAUAUCACCAUCAAUCCUGAGUCGUCCUUGUUGUCUCUUAAACGUCUUAUCGAGGUUCAUCUUUGUGUAUCCAUUCAGUAUUCAUUAAAUGAGUCUGACGGACCGGAAUCAAGUUCUUAAUCAUUUAUUUAUCUUGGUUAUAUUGAAUGUGUAGAAGAUAGAUAAUAUUUAAACUUUUAAGGUUUGUAGAGACCUCUGAAAAUGAAUUAAAUCUCGUUUCCUUUCCCAUUACUUUUUUUCUUUUAAAAUGCGAAUAAUAAUGCAAUACGAUGUGAUGAAAAAGAAAUCAGAAUCUUUUCACUAAUAGUAGAAAAGGUUAAAA
This is a messenger RNA of Folsomia candida, 2587 nucleotides long. It is a transcript of the gene Wdr37, whose product is annotated as WD repeat-containing protein 37. The transcript is spliced from 13 exons. Bases 307 to 1791 code for a protein of 494 amino acids. Gene Ontology annotation, cellular component: preribosome, large subunit precursor. The record is from RefSeq and is a predicted model, not a curated record. Gene Ontology annotation, molecular function: protein binding. Lineage: Eukaryota; Metazoa; Arthropoda; Collembola; Entomobryomorpha; Isotomidae.